Zophobas morio is the source of this 824-nucleotide messenger RNA. RefSeq names its product vacuolar protein sorting-associated protein 28 homolog (gene Vps28). Gene Ontology annotation, molecular function: protein-containing complex binding. The record is from RefSeq and is a predicted model, not a curated record. Lineage: Eukaryota; Metazoa; Arthropoda; Insecta; Coleoptera; Tenebrionidae. Gene Ontology annotation, cellular component: ESCRT I complex. The coding region runs from base 125 to 769 and encodes 214 amino acids. Gene Ontology annotation, biological process: protein transport to vacuole involved in ubiquitin-dependent protein catabolic process via the multivesicular body sorting pathway. The transcript has 4 exons.
GUUCUGUCAGUGUGAACUGUCAAACACCUGUCAACUUGACAAUUAGUCGUAAAAUGACUAAAGCAAUUAAUCUGUAAUCAAUCAACCACUUUCGGCUCGUUUUCACCGACUUUCCUCAAUAACAAUGUCAGUCAACCAAGAAAACCGCCCCGAACUCUACGAGGAAGUCAAACUCUAUCACAAUGCCCGUGAACGAGAGAAGUACGAUAAUUUGGCUGACUUAUUCGCGGUGAUAAAUACUCUUCAACAGUUAGAGAAGGCCUACAUUAGAGAUUGCGUCACCCCGAAAGAAUAUACGGGGGCUUGCAGCAAGUUGUUGGUGCAAUACAAAGCAGCCUUCAGACAGGUCAAAGGAAACGAUUUUCCCACAGUGGAUGCUUUCGUCCGUAAAUAUCGGUUGGACUGUCCAGCUGCACUAGAAAGAAUAAAAGAGGACAGACCAAUCACAAUCAAAGAUGAUAAGGGCAACACUAGCAAGUGUAUUGCAGACAUUGUCUCUUUGUUUAUUACCAUUAUGGAUAAGUUGAGAUUAAACAUAAAGGCCAUGGAUGACCUUCAUCCGGAAAUUAGAGAUCUGGUGGACACUAUGAACAGGCUGAGCAUCCUACCUUCGGAUUUUGAAGGCAAACAGAAAGUUACCGAAUGGCUUAACACUUUGAAUAACAUGCAGGCUUCAGAUGAGCUCUCAGAAUCGCAAAUCCGGCAACUGCUCUUCGAUCUGGAAAGUUCUUAUGCCGCUUUCAAUAAGCUUUUGCACAAUUCUUCUUAAUUUUUAUUGAAACAUGUAAAAAUAUUUUUUCUAUUAAAUAAGAAUUACGCUGGAA